Messenger RNA from Loxodonta africana (African savanna elephant), 6899 nucleotides. It is a transcript of the gene RASGRP1, whose product is annotated as RAS guanyl releasing protein 1. NCBI's taxonomy places the organism in Eukaryota, Metazoa, Chordata, Mammalia, Proboscidea, Elephantidae. Gene Ontology annotation, biological process: Ras protein signal transduction; positive regulation of GTPase activity. The coding region runs from base 285 to 2534 and encodes 749 amino acids. The record is from RefSeq and is a predicted model, not a curated record. Gene Ontology annotation, molecular function: guanyl-nucleotide exchange factor activity; calcium ion binding. Gene Ontology annotation, cellular component: plasma membrane. The transcript is spliced from 17 exons.
ACUGCUUCGGGCCUGUCGGAGGCACAAGCAGAGGUGAUACCGCUUGGUCGCCCCGGCUCCAGAGGAGUUUCCAGGUCCCUGGGUCAGCGAGCCGUAUAACCUUCCGGGUGGAAAUCUGCAACCCUUUACCCGCUUAUCAUUCUAGAAAGGGUCUUGGAGUGACAGAAGAUGAAAAGAAACCUGCCCAUGGCUGUAGAGCUGCCCCUAAAGCAAGACUAGAAGCGAAGCCAACCAGCAGCCCCUUCCCCGCCCAUCCCAGCCUGGCCCACAUCACCCCGUUCCGAAUGAUGGUGUCUCUGGGACAUUUAACCAAAGGAGCCAGCCUGGAUGACCUCAUUGACAGCUGCAUUCAGUCUUUUGAUGCAGAUGGAAACCUGUGUCGAAGUAACCAGCUGCUGCAAGUCAUGCUGACCAUGCACCGAAUUAUCAUCUCCUCUGCUGAGCUGCUCCAGAAAGUCAUCUCUCUCUAUAAAGAUGCCUUGGCAAAGAAUUCACCAGGGCUCUGCCUAAAGAUCUGCUAUUUUGUAAGGUAUUGGAUAACAGAAUUCUGGGUCAUGUUCAAAAUGGAUGCCAGCUUGACCAACACGAUGGAGGAGUUUCAGGAGCUGGUGAGAGCUAAUGGUGAGGAGUCACACUGCCGCCUAAUUGACACAACUCAAAUCAAUGCCCGUGACUGGUCUAGGAAGCUUACACAAAGGAUAAAGUCGAAUACCAGCAAGAAAAGGAAAGUCUCCCUACUCUUUGACCAUCUGGAACCAGAAGAGCUGUCUGAGCAUCUCACCUACCUUGAGUUCAAGUCCUUCCGGAGGAUAUCUUUCUCCGACUAUCAGAAUUACCUUGUGAACAGCUGCGUGAAGGAGAACCCCACCAUGGAGCGGUCCAUUGCCCUGUGCAAUGGCAUCUCCCAGUGGGUGCAACUGAUGGUUCUCAGCCGCCCCACCCCACAGCUCCGAGCAGAAGUCUUUAUCAAGUUCAUCCAGGUGGCUCAGAAGCUCCACCAACUACAGAACUUCAACACAUUGAUGGCCGUGAUAGGUGGGCUGUGUCACAGCUCAAUCUCCAGGCUCAAGGAGACGAGUUCACACGUCCCGCACGAAAUCAAUAAGGUCCUGGGUGAGAUGACUGAGCUGCUGUCCUCCUACAGAAACUAUGACAACUACCGGCGAGCCUACGGGGAGUGCACCCACUUCAAGAUCCCCAUCCUGGGGGUGCACCUCAAGGACCUCAUCUCCCUGUACGAAGCCAUGCCCGACUACCUGGACGACGGGAAGGUGAACGUCCACAAGUUGCUGGCCCUUUACAAUCACAUCAAUGAACUGGUCCAGCUGCAAGAGGUGGCCCCACCCUUGGAGGCCAACAAGGACUUGGUGCACCUGCUGACGUUAUCCCUGGAUCUCUACUACACUGAGGAUGAAAUCUACGAGCUUUCCUAUGCCCGGGAGCCAAGGAAUCACCGAGCCCCACCACUAACACCUUCAAAGCCACCAGUAGUAGUGGACUGGGCCUCAGGAGUAUCUCCCAAACCUGACCCAAAGACCAUAAGCAAGCAUGUCCAGAGGAUGGUGGACUCUGUCUUCAAGAACUAUGAUCACGACCAGGAUGGAUACAUUUCUCAGGAAGAGUUUGAAAAGAUUGCUGCAAGUUUUCCAUUUUCCUUCUGUGUGAUGGACAAAGACAGGGAGGGCCUCAUCAGCAGGGACGAGAUCACCGCCUACUUCAUGAGGGCCAGCUCUAUCUACUCCAAGCUGGGCCUGGGCUUUCCUCACAACUUCCAAGAGACCACCUACCUGAAGCCCACCUUCUGUGACAACUGUGCUGGAUUUCUCUGGGGAGUGAUCAAACAAGGAUAUCGAUGUAAAGACUGUGGGAUGAACUGCCACAAGCAAUGCAAAGACCUAGUUGUGUUUGAGUGCAAGAAGCGAGCCAAGAACCCAACAGCUGCCUCAGAGAGCAGCACCUCUGUGGGUCCAAUGUCCAACCUGUGCUCAGUGGGAGCCAAAGAUCUACUCCAUGGACCUGAGGAAGGACCUUUUACAUUUCCCAAUGGGGAGGCCGUGGAACACAGUGAAGAAAGUAAAGAUCGGACCAUCAUGCUGAUGGGUGUGUCCUCACAGAAGAUUUCUGUUCGAGUGAAGAGAACUGUUGCCCACAAGGCCACCCAGACCGAGCCACUGCCUUGGAUUGGCAGCGACAGUCCUUCUGGUCCUUUUGUGCUGUCCUCCCCAAGGAAGACAGCCCAGGAUACUCUUUACUUGCUUCCCAGUCCCACGUCUCCAUGCCCCAGCCCAGUCCUGGUAAGAAAGCGGGCUUUUGUCAAGUGGGAGAAUAAAGAAUCCCUCAUAAAGUCCAAGGAGGAGCUCCGUCAUCUCAGACUCCCAACCUUCCAAGAGCUCGAACAGGAAAUAAAUACUCUGAAAGCAGAUAACGAUGCCCUAAAGAUCCAACUGAAAUAUGCACAGAAGAAAAUAGAGUCCCUGCAGCUUGAAAGAAGCAAUUAUGUCUUAGCUCAGAUGGAGCAGGGUGACUGUUCUUAACCCAGAAAUUCAAGGAGCACAGUCCGUAGAAGGGUAUUUCGGGGAACUCAGGCUCCUAAACUGAUUAACACAAAGACCCAGGGGACCUUAGACUGGUCUGCUUUUAAAAGGGUGCUUUCAAAAGGGAAAGCCAGUUACUCUUUUGACCUAAAUGAUUCCUAAUGUGCAGCCUUGUUUUCUGUCAGCUGAAUCGGAGGAAAGCUGAAGAAUGCAAAACUUUCGCCAUUCACAGCACAAACUUUUUUUUUUUUUUCUCCUGGGAGUAACACCAAGAGUGCUGAAAACAUGACUCUAGUUUCCUGACAAAGUAACUUCUCCUUCCAUGGCCUGCCUGGCUGCUGCUUCUUUAGAACUAAAAUCACUGGGAAACGAAUUUCCUUCCUUCCUGGUUUUUCUGGAAACUGAGAGAUUUACUUUGUUCCAUCCAGUCAAAGCUUGCUUAUGGAAAAAUACCCAAAUUCCGAAAGUAGAUUUACUGCCUCUAUAUCCCAGCAUUCUUUUAUCAAUCUGGUCCCUGCUUCACUACCUCAGGUCUAGCCUCUGCCCCUCUUCCCUCCACCACACUCACCCAUACAUGAGGAUCGUUACCUUGACCUUAUAGAGACGUAGCCACAACUUUUUUAGGGGCCUAUUAAAGAACAUGACAUUUUCCAGCUGGAGGUCAUAGUUUCUUCAGUCUUAUAAGCAUCAUAAGUAACCAGAUUAAGUACCUGGAAAGACAGCUAUCAUCAUCACAUACAUAACUAGCUAACUAGCUAAAAUACAUGUAAACAUGACCUUUGUCCUAUGUAUUCUACAGUACAUAGAAUUAGGAACUUAUGGCUUGUUUUUUUCCAAACAGUCUGUGAAGAGUCUAUGUAACUCUUUCAUGUUCCAUCUUUAUCUUCUUUUGAAGUAUACUAUUUGUAAAUUUUUCCUUUCGAAAUGAAUUUGUGCUUAAAACUGUUUUCAUUAUUAAUUAUGCUUUAGAAAUAAGCUAACUGAAUCAGUGGCUUCAAUAACAGCUGACAGCUUGUACAUAUGUACACAGUAUAUAUAGACAGUAUCAGCAUGACUACAGUAUCAGGCAUGUGGCUUGGAAUUUUUUUCCUUCUUUAUAAAAUGUGGAAGUGAAUUAAGUAACUUUUAGUCGUUUACACAAACUCACAAAUAUCAAGUUCAGUUUGCUACAAGAUAGAGAAAUUUCUCACAAUGUAGAUUGUAUUAAGCUGGACAAAAUCACAAAGUAACAGUCCUGUGAACUUUCUAUUAACCAAGAUUAAAUGAUAAAUGGGCUCAUUUAGUCGUCUGGGCAACUUCACAAACUCCCUUGUCGGCCUCUUUUUAUUUCUCAAAAAUUCAUAUUUUGCGGGGAGCGGUGCUUUCCAUGCUCAGAAAGCCUAGUAGUACUAGGCUGACUUGAAAUUCUUACACUAGCUGACUAACUGCCAAGAAUAUAACCUUAACAAUUAAUAAGUUUCAAACCUAAAGCCCACAGUGCCAAAUCUUAAUCAGAGUACAAAGUAUACAUACAGUGUUUCUUACUUGGAGGAUUCAGACCACUUGUGAAGUUCCUUUGAUCAAAGACCAGUCUCCAUUUGCACACCAUCUUGUACAGUAUACUGUAGUUAGUUUUAGUGACAUAAAACUAGCUUUUAGUUUUAAAUAUUUCUUUCAAAUGUUUCAUUAAAUUUUAAAGAAUCACUUAAACACAAAUUUACUGUUUUCUGAAUCUAAACUCCAAAAUCCCCAAAGCAGGGCCGCUUCGGUCCACCACCCGGUGUAAGUUCACAGAAACACUCUGCUACCUACUUUAUGUGAAAAAUGGAAAGGCUUUGGCUUUUGUUCAUUGCUAUCAUUAUAGGGUAAGAAAGAAAACAAUUCUGAGUUUAUGACAAUCUUUAAAAUUCAUAUUCUUCACUAUUAUUGUUUUCUUCUGAUACAAACCAAAGAAGGUACAGCUCAAUUUCUUUAAAUAUAGUCAUGUAACCCAAUUAAAAAGUCUUCAUUCUUCGUACCCUCCAUCUAAAAUAUAAACCCCAGGUUAGUUUUUAUGUGUAACCUAUAGGAAUUCAAAAGCUCACACUCUCCUUAACUACUCAAAUUUGCAUGGUUAGAGGGGCUCCAGCAUCCCAGAAUUUAUCCACGAAAUGGACAGGAGGCAGUAAUCUCAUCACAGGCUUUUACAGUCUAGUGAGUGGCCAGAGACGUCUAGUGUGUGAAUUUAUGCUGUCUGAACCGAGCUAUAUGGGGUUAGUGGAAUCUACAGAAAUAAUCGGAAACAAGUUUUUGGGUGAGCCAUCCGGGAUGCAAAUUUUUGCAUCUCACGUUGUUGUUGCUGUAUACUGUCAAGUGGAUUCUGACUCAUAGAGACUCCAUGUAACAGAAUAGACUACCCAACAGGGUCAUCUCAUACUGACUUGAAGUCAGUUUUGGCAAGUAUCUAUCUCGUAAAACAAAGGCUAAUCUUAUUUUAUUAAAGCAAUGUCACUUCUCAUUUUCUCUGGUAAUUGAUUCACCUUUUUACCAUUUGUGAAUUUCUGUCUAAAGAUGUAUAAUGUAAAAGAACUGCAGAAAAAAACUAAUGUACAGAUUGUAAAGGUUUUUUUGAUACCUAAUGUAAGUUUUCUGUGUAAUAUUUAUGAUAAAAGAUAUUAGGAUCCCUACAACACAGAUCUCUUGUCUUCCUUCCAGUUCAUGAAUAUGAAGAAACUUCACCUGAAUUUCCACAAUAACCUAGAGCUGACACCGUCCCCCUAUUCUGUUAACCAAACCACGUUUUCCUGGAAGGAAAAGCAAAGCAACUCGAUUAUUCAAUUUCAGUCCUUCUAAAUCUUUUAUAACAGGAAGUAGCAUCAGAGAAAUAUUUAACCUCUUCCCACCCUAUUUGUAUAAUGACUUACAGCAAUCUCCAAAUAGUAAAUAUUAAGUCUUUCAACAUUUAACAUAAAAGGAGACACACUGGAAGUUGUCACUUCUCUGUGGCUUUCAGCUUUAAUUCUACAGUUUCAUCUAAGCAAACUAGCAAGUAAAGAAGAAAAAUUUUGAAACUAUGGAUGAAACUGGUAAAAACCCAUUGCUGUCUGAGUUGAUUCCGACUCACAGCAACCCUAGGCAACCCUACGGGACAGAGAAGAACUGCCCCAUAGGGUUACAAAGGAACAGCUAGUGGAUUCAAACUGUUAACGCUUUGGUUAGCUGAUGGGCUGUUAACCAGUGCACCACCAGGGCUCUUCAUUAGCUCUAAACAAAUAAAAAAAGUUGACAAAUAACCAAAAAUUUUUAUGUUUUCCUAUUCUGAAUACAUUUCUUUGAAGGAUUAGUUUAAAAUACACAUCCAAGACCGCAGUAUACACAAUAUUCACUUUUAAAGUUUCAACAUUAUUUUUGAUUUCACCACAGGGUUUACUGUAUUAAUAAAACAACUGUCAGACAUGAAAUACCAUUUGUCCAGUGGUAACAAUACAGCUUUCUAUCUGCUGAACUGGCUAGAUCAUAGAAAGGUGUUAUGCGUAGGUGUUAGCCAGAAGCCUACUCUGAGAUACUGAUUUUAUAGCAGGACUGAAAAAAACUGCGUGGCUAGCUCUUUUUUUCUCUAACUCUAUACUACAAGUAAAGAUGCAUUAUCUGACCCACCUCCUAAACCAUUCAACACAGGCCCUCUUACAGUUCUCAACAAGUUGCAUUUGUACUUAGGUAUUUAUUAAACCACCUGAGAGGGGGCAAGUGUCUCAUUCCUCAUUUGACAAAUGAGACCAAAUAAAUCCUUGAGAGCUGGAAGUCAUUUCAGCCCUAGAUCCCAGGGCUAGUGCCAUGAUUUGAAUUCACAACUCCUGAUCCCUGAGCCUUUGACUGCUCAACUACCAAACCACAGACUGACAUUCCCUAGCCCCAGAGUCUCCCAAAUCUAGCUGUGAAUCACAAUUACCGCCACGGGAUGCCCCACUGAGGCUGUGAAUCACAGCCUUAACCCUGUGUCAUACAGCUCAGGCUGCCUUUUAAUAUUCAGAUGGCUAACGUGAGGACAGGAAUGACGAAGAAACCAGUUUAUAGGAUUUUUCACACCAUCAUGUAAAAGUGGCAUAUGUCACUGUUUCUUCAGAGUAAGUCUCACCUCAAUCUUUAACUCUGCUUUGUCAAACAAAAUCACACAGAUUUUUAAGUCCAAGUGGAAAAUAAACAUGCACUGCAAAAAGUAGACUUGGGCUUCAAUUAAUGAAACUUUAACAGAAGCCUGGGCAAAGGGAUUUCUUCCUCUAAAAGAAAAACAAUUCAAGAUAGAGGUUUCCCCUGCUAUCCAAAACUAGAGCGUUCCUAUGAAAAACUUUCAUUAAGCCAAAAUGGUGUAAAGCAAAGAAGCAAUUACCUUUAUAUGAGAAACAUUUU